AGCAGUCUAGUUAACACCGCCUCCUACAGGCCCGGUGGCUUGCUGCUGCUGUGCUGGGCAAGCCGAGCGCUCCAGUCAGCGGGCAGCGGCUCGAGGGGAUGCAUCCCCGCCCGGGUUCCUCGCCCCGCCUCUCUACUGCCUAGGAGAGAAGCCGCAACUCCCGCCCGUCUCUCGCUGGCGGGGAAGCGAUGUCUGAAGAAGUCGCCGGCUGCGGCUCUGGGGCUUUUGCGCGGCGAUGGGAGCGGCGGAGCGGGCCGGUUGACCGAAGGACGGAGAAGCGGCAGCAGCAGCGAGAGGAGGGCUUCUAGGCAGGGCUUUCCGAUACCUUCCCGAGAGCGCUGUGGAUGGGGGAUAAAGACGUAAGCUGGCUAACGGUACCAUCUCCCUGUCGCCAGAAGGGAUGUAACCUGCGCUCCUAGAGACGAGGGGCAGCCUGCGUAAUUCCCAGCGCUUGCCCGACCCGAGAGAGAUCGCCGGAAGCUCUGCUACAGGUGACUCGGAUUGCUUCAGCCUCCCUCCUCUCCGUUCUGCCCCUGUUUUUUUUUGAGGGGGAGAAGCUUCCUCAUAACAGCAACGAUCACCGUUCCUAUUUUUGCCGGUGGGUUGAGUCGGGGGGGUGGCGGACUUCGACGGACUUGGGUCUCCCUCCGCUUGAGUGGAGGAGAUGGAUUUACCUUGGCUCUACCUCCUCCUCCUGCUCUCCGCUCACCUGGGCUUUGCGGUCGACGCCAGCCAAGGGCAGACGGCGCCUGGCCGAGGGAAAGAGAAACCGGCUCUUGACCAGAGCGCCAAGAGGGCGGCUCUUCCUCCCUCCCCCGGGAGCGGAGCCCCGGAGGAGGAGAGCACCAGCUGGGCCCAGAGGCUCGCCCCGGAGGGGCUGCCCCAAAACGUGGCUUCUUUCCUCUACACCGGCGAUUCCCGGGAGCUGAGGCGGGCCAACUGCUCCGGGAGGUAUGAGCUGGCCAACUUGGCCGGGAAGGCUCGCCUGGCUUCCCACCCGUCACUGCAUGGGGCCCUGGACACUCUCCUCCAUGCCACCAACUUUCUCAACGUCAUCCUGCAGAGCAAUAAAUCCCGGGAGCGAAACUUGCAGGAGGACAUCGAGUGGUACCAAGUCUUGAUCAAGAGCCUCCUGGAAGGAGACCCCAAUAUCUCCAGGGCGGCCAUCACCUUCAACCUGGAGCCCUUGUCCUCUGCCCCGCAGGUCUUCCUCCAAGCCGUCCGUCAGGGCAGCCAGAUCCUCUUGCAGGACUUGUCGGCCGUGGCUCACCACCUGGCCAACGCCUCCAGUGAGACGGAGUGGUUCCACGCCUUGAAGCGCAAGUGGAGGCCGCACCACCAGCACCGCAAGGGCUUGACUACUCCUGGCUCGAAGGCUCUGGAGGGCAGCCUGAGGAGGCGGGAGGGCCACCCAGCCGAGAAGAGCCACGUUAAAUGGUCCUCUCCCUAUCUGGAGUGUGAGAAUGGGAAUUACAAGCCUUCCUGGCUGGUGACCCUCUCUGCGGCUUUCUAUGGGUUACAGCCAAACCUCCUUCCUGAAUUCAGGGGUGUUGUGAAAGUGGACAUAAACUUACAGAAAGUGGACAUUGACCAGUGUUCAAAUGAGGGAUGGUUUUCAGGAACUCACACAUGCCAUUUAAAUAGCUCUGAGUGUAUGCCAAUUAAGGGCCAUGGAUUUGUACUUGGAGCCUACAAAUGCAUUUGUAAGGCUGGAUUCUAUCAUCCCAAACUUUUUUCAAUGAACGGCUUUCACAGAAAGGUUGCAGAGAGCCAUUUUUCUGGAGGUGAGAUGUCUGAGAAAGUCUACACCUGCUUGCCCUGCAGGGAAGGAUGUUCUUACUGUACAGAUGAUACUCCCUGCUAUGCACAGGAGGACAAGUAUUUACGGCUUGCUAUCAUCUCAUUCCAAACACUCUGUAUGCUGUUGGACUUCAUAAGCAUGCUAGUGGUCUACCGUUUUCGCAAAGCAAAGAGCAUUAAGGCGUCUGGUCUCAUUCUCUUGGAGACUAUCCUAUUUGGGUCACUUCUUCUUUAUUUCCCGGUUGUCAUUGUGUACUUUGAGCCAAGUACAUUUCGCUGUGUUCUCCUAAGAUGGGUUCGUCUUCUGGGAUUCACUACUGUUUAUGGAACCGUUACACUCAAGCUGCAUAGGGUUUUGAAGGUGUUCCUGUCUCGAACUGCUCAACGAAUGCCAUAUAUGACAGGCGGACGAGUGAUGAAAAUGCUGGCUGUGAUUUUUCUGGUAGUGGUUUGGUUCCUAGUAGGCUGGACCACUGCAGUCUGCCAAAACCUGGAACGAAAUAUUUCACUCAUCGGCCAAGGGCAAACCUCAGAUCAUCUGAUCUUCAACAUGUGCCUGAUAGACCGGUGGGAUUAUAUGAUGGCUAUUGCUGAAUUUUUAUUCCUCUUGUGGGGUGUUUAUCUCUGCUAUGCAGUGCGGACAGUACCCUCGGCGUUUCACGAGCCACGUUAUUUGGCUGUUGCAGUUCACAUUGAGCUUAUUAUCUCUGCUAUAUUCCAUACAAUUAGGUUUAGUCUUGCCUCAAGACUUCAGUCUGAUUGGAUGCUUAUGCUGUUCUUUGCACACACACAUUUGACUGUGACAGUCACCACUGGGUUACUUCUGAUCCCGAAGUUUUCCCAUUCAAGUAAUAACCCACGAGAUGAUAUAGCUACUGAAGCUUAUGAAGAUGAGCUCGACAUGGGAAGAUCUGGAUCCUAUCUGAACAGCAGUAUCAAUUCAGCUUGGAGUGAACAUAGCUUGGACCCAGAAGAUAUUAGGGAUGAAUUGAAGAAACUGUAUGCCCAGCUGGAGAUUUAUAAGAGGAAAAAGAUGAUCACCAACAAUCCACACCUCCAGAAGAAGAGGUGCUCAAAAAAGGGCUUGGGUCGUUCAAUUAUGCGAAGAAUUACUGAGAUCCCAGAGACAGUCACCAGGCAGUGUUCACGGGAGGAAAAGGACUUUUUGGAACAUGGGAUUUCAAAGAAUACUCCUGUAGCAAGGAAAAACCCACCAGAUUCUGGUGGACACAUUAAACCAAAGGAAGAUUCUUUGAGGAACAGGGUCUUCUCAUUGAAAAAGUCUCACAGCACUUAUGAUCAUGUCCGGGACCCAACUGAAGAGUCUAACAGCUUAACAACAGAAAGUGUGGAAGUCAUCACAGCUACCGAGAAUUCCUUGCUGGAUUCUCUCCCUGGGAAAAAAACAACAAAAAAUUCUGUAGACAGAGUUGAAGGGGUGUCCACCGAAAAUGUCCCUUUGGUGUGCAAAUCCGUGAGUGCUCACAAUUUAAGUGCAGAUAAGAAACCUUUCCAUCCGAGAACAUCAGUGUUGCAGAAAUCGCUCAGUGUUAUUGCCAGUGCUAAGGAGAAAACUCUGGGGUUGACAGGCAAAAUGCAAAGCGAAGAGAGUGGCAAGGCCCACAAGUCUCAACAAAAGGGCAAAGAAGUGAGCAAAAAGCACUCAGGCUCUGAGAAAAGUGAACAUAAAGAUUCACACCGAAAAAAUUCUGCCCACACAGAAGAGUCAAGAAAACCCCAUAAAUCUGGGAUAAUGAAACAGCAAAGGUCCAAUCAGGCACCUGGAAAUCCUGAGGCAGGAGCGGAUAAGUCACUGCCAAAUAACGGUGUUGAUAUAGGAGAAGUUUGUCCUUGGGAAAUCUAUGACCAGAGCCCAGGGUCUGGGCUUUCUGAUUCCAAAGCUCAAAAGCAUGUAUCCAUUGCUUCCUCUGAAUCAGAGAAACCCCAUUUGUCCCAGACAAAGGACAAAACUCAUCACAAGACUGCUGAAGGGUAUCAGCUACCCAAUCAAAACAGCACAGACAAAUGUGAAGUGUGCCCUUGGGAGAGCCAAGAUGAACAGGCAGCAAAAGAACAACAUUUGAGUUCCAAGGCUCAGCAGGAUGUUCCUGGGUUAAAAGGUGAAAAUGCUAAUAAACAAUAUGUAGCCAGCCUUUCAGCUGGAGAUCCCAAGGAACUGCUCAAAAAGACAACAGCACAAACCACAGAUACCAAUAAACUGGGAGAUCAGACAAAAAAUGCAUCCUCUUCUCCAGCAGCAGGAAAUGUGCUUCCCUCUGAUUCUGCUAGGUCAACCACUAGUAACUCACAGCAACCUUUAACACUGCGUGUGGAAAUCUGUCCCUGGGAGUACGAGACACCAGAAUUACCAAAAGCGGAAAGAAAGAUAGCUUUAUCGAACGCUACCAGUUUAAGCUCGAGUAAAACAGCAACACAUCCAAAAUAAGAGGGCUUAGACUGUGGGAAGAGAAGCAACAAUGGAAGGAAAAAGGGCUGGAAAGAGGGAAGGGAAAGGUCAAAAGGAUCUGCUAAUUCAAAAGGAGCAUCACUUAAGCAGGCAAUGAGCACCUUGAACAUGUAGGAACUAAGCAAAGUAAAUUGUCUCUUAUUUGUUUGUUUGUAGUUGAGUGCCAACAGUGUUAUCAGUGCGAUCCAGAACAAGAGGAACUUGUGGCCCUCUCCUGUCCCUAAAAGAGUUUACAUUCCAAAUGAGUGAAAACAUGCCUUUAGAAAUAAUUUAUUUUUUUGUAAAAUGUGUGCGGUUGGUAAGUAAGCUACACUGAAGUACUUAAAAUCAAAUGUAAUUAUUCCUAAAGGCCCUGUAUUGGCAUAACAUGGGUACGAAUUCAUUAUAUAUGAUAAAAUCUAAUGGAGUUGUUCUAAAAUACCUUGAAUUGGAUGUAUAAUACCAUUGAGACUUGAAGCAAAUGGAUGCCUCCAAACAUGCAGAGAUAAAUUGUGAACUGUGGAGCAAAUCCAGAAACAAAGAAAUGAUGACUUUUCACUUUUCCUCAUCUCUACCCUUGAUAGUGCUGCUAAUUUAAUGCAUCCUGUUCCCCAAUUAUAUUUUUAUAUGAUUGCUGUCAUUUUUCUUAUAUAUAUAUGUAUGUUGUGUCUCAUAUUUAAGCAUUCCAGUUUGUAUAAUCUUUGCAAAUAACUUUGAUAUGAUUAUGUGACACAAUACAUUUAUGCAAUCUGCAGAUAAUCAAAUGUGUGCAAUUUGAAAAGCAAAACCUGCUCUAGAACUUUAUUUAUUUCUAGGACCCAUGGCAAGCUCUCACAGGCUCGUAAGAAAACAUGUUGGGGAUUUGUUUGUUUUCUGUCGUGCUUUAUAUUGUGGGCUUGUUGUUUCACUCUGUUAUUUCCAAUUAUGAUUUGAUGCUGUACGAUUCAGGGUUUUUAUACGAGGUAUGUUUCUUGUCUUGCACUCACCCAUUUACGAUCUUUACUAGCAGACACUGUCACCUUAGGGAGUUGUGCAGCCCGGUAAAUAAUCGUAAUGGUAUUUAGUAUUUCUAUAGCAUGUUGAAAAGAAGCACAGUUUAAAUAUCAAUCUGAGGACAAUGGACCUGUUGUUUGUUAGAAAACUAGCAAACAUUGUUUAUCAUUCUGCAAGUACCACUUUAAUAAUUCCUCAUCAUUAUAUUGCUCAGUGUUUUACAUUGAUCCAAUUCAAAGAAAAGGGAAAAUGUGGAAAUGGAGACAAUGUAUUCUGAAGAGUAGGAAUAACUGUUCUGGAAUGCUCUCUGAAUUCGUGUUUGGAAGAGAAAUUAGACUUGAAAGGCUUUGCUCAUCAUAUCACUGAAGAAAUUAACCUUGAAAAGGAAAUUAGACAUGAAAGUUCUUGCUCAUCAUACUAUCAAAUUUCAGAGAUCAGAAAAUGAGGAACCUCCCUGGCCUACUCUGCACCAAUUAAGAGAGUGACAGGAGAUGAAAA
Molecule: messenger RNA, 5737 nt
Organism: Rhineura floridana
Lineage: Eukaryota; Metazoa; Chordata; Lepidosauria; Squamata; Rhineuridae
Gene: GPR158
Product: G protein-coupled receptor 158
Exons: 11
Coding region: 665-4246 (1193 amino acids)
Biological process (GO): G protein-coupled receptor signaling pathway
Cellular component (GO): membrane
Molecular function (GO): G protein-coupled receptor activity
Source: RefSeq, a predicted model, not a curated record